This is a messenger RNA of Triticum turgidum subsp. durum (durum wheat), 1167 nucleotides long. Lineage: Eukaryota; Viridiplantae; Streptophyta; Magnoliopsida; Poales; Poaceae. The record is from the annotation of a GenBank genome assembly.
AUGGCCGAGUCCGCUAUUGGCAUCGUUCUAGGGAAUGUGAACAAUCUUGCUGUUCGGGAGACCAGUCUCUUAUGUGGUGUCACUCUUGAAGUGACCUUCCUGAAAGAUGAGCUGAUGCAGCUGCAGGGCUACCUCAAAGACGCUGAGAGAAAACGAAGAUCUGGAAAUGCAACAGUUGCUAUCUUGGUGAGCCAGAUCAGGGAUGUUGCAUAUGAGGCUGAGAAUGUCAUCGAAGCUGCAGAUUACAUGAAGAAGAGAAACAUGAUCAAGAAGGGCUUCAUGGGAGCAAUUUCCAGGUAUGCUCGCUUACCGAGUGACUUGAAUACCCUUCAUAAAAUUGCUAUUGAAAUUCAGCGUAUAAGAAGGAAGCUUGUCGAGCUAUUUCAGAGCAUAGAACGCUUGAAUAUUGAUUUGGAUAGUCAUGUUAUGGAUGAUUCCGUAGAAGAUUGUGGCCUUAUGCACCAGAACUGUAAGGAUGAUGUUACAAUGAUUGGUUUUGAGGACGAGUACAAAGAAAUAGUGGAUAAACUAGUGGAGGGAGAAAAUAUGCUUAGUGUUGUCUCCAUAAUUGCAAUGGGUGGGGCAGGAAAGACAACACUUGCUAGAAAAGUAUACACUUCAUCUGGAGUGAAACAACACUUUGAGUCACUUGUUUGGAUAACUGUAUCUCAAAAGUUCAAGGUCAUUGAUUUAUUAAAGGAGAUUUUGAAGCAAAUACCGAGUGACGGCGACCAGUCUGCAAAAAUUGAUGACAUGAAUGAGUAUGAGGUGGGAAAGAAGAUCCGUGAUAUCCUCAUCCAGAAAAGAUACUUGCUAGUUCUUGAUGAUGUGUGGGAAACAGACACAUGGGAGAAAAUAAAUAGAACAAUCAAGGCCUUUCCAGAUGCAGCUAACUAUAGUAGAGUCCUGCUAACCACAAGAAAAGAAGAUGUUGCCAAUCAUGUUGAUAUGCCAACCCAUAUUCAUGCUUUGAGGAGUUUAGAUGAAGAGAAAAGUUGGUUACUUUUUAGUAGCAAAGCUUUACCUUCAUACAAAAUAUCAGGCAUACGUGAUCUGGAUAAAUAUGAAGAGUUGGGAAGAAAGCUUACAAGGAAAUGUGAUGGAUUACCACUUGCACUUGCAGUCUUAGGGGGUUACCUAUCAAAGAACCUCAACACACAAGCAUAG